This is a messenger RNA of Xenopus tropicalis (tropical clawed frog), 961 nucleotides long. RefSeq names its product mesencephalic astrocyte-derived neurotrophic factor (gene manf). The record is from RefSeq and is marked provisional. Gene Ontology annotation, biological process: signal transduction. Gene Ontology annotation, cellular component: extracellular region. The transcript has 4 exons. The coding region runs from base 23 to 565 and encodes 180 amino acids. NCBI's taxonomy places the organism in Eukaryota, Metazoa, Chordata, Amphibia, Anura, Pipidae.
UGCUCGAGUGUUGGGAAGGAAGAUGGUUCCUCUCGCCCUUAUUACUGUGACUGGGAUGCUGGCUCUUCUGCCAAGCGAUGCUGCAGCUCUGAAAGCCGGAGAUUGCGAGGUGUGCAUUUCUUUCAUGACCCGGUUGUACCAGUCCCUUAAAGAACGGAAAGUAGAGUUUAAGCCAGACGUUGUUGAAAAGGAACUGCUAAAGACCUGCAAUGAUGCCAGAGGAAAAGAGAACAGGCUGUGUUACUACAUUGGAGCCACCAGCGACGCUGCCACCAAAAUCACAAACGAGGUGUCCAGACCAUUAAGUAACCACAUCCCUCCUGAGAAGAUCUGCGAGAAGCUAAAGAAGAAAGAUGGGCAGAUCUGUGAGCUGAAGUAUGAUAAACAGAUUGACCUGAGCACAGUGGAUCUAAAGAAGCUCAAAGUCAAGGAACUGAAGAAGAUUUUGGAUGACUGGGGCGAGUCCUGCAAGGGCUGUGCUGAGAAAUCGGACUUUAUCCGCAAGAUUAAUGAACUGAUGCCUAAAUACGCUCCCAAUGCAGCCAAUGCACGGACUGACCUUUAAAGCGCUAUCCUGUGGAUCUAGUGCAAGAACUGAUCCUCUAAACUAUAGACCCAGCCAGCAGACGUUCCUCUAAUAUGGUUAUCAUUUUUACUUUUUAAGGAACAGAAUUUUUUUUUCACUUUAGUUCUGUUUUCUUUUUUUUUUUUUUUUUCUUUUUUUUUUGUAAAAGUCUGAAGACUCCCCCAGAUUGCAGGAAUAUGAACCCUGCAGUCAGGUGGGACACUUUUGUUUGAUACAUUUGCUUGUAACUUAUUGGUUUUCUCUGCGCUGUCUCGGACAGUCUUGCAGUACGGGGAAUUUUUAUUACCUCCAUGUUACUUUGGGUUCUUGUUGAGUGGCAUUUUUUCUAUGAAAAUAAAAGGAUCCACUCUGCCUCUUGCUGUGGUGAAAAAAAAA